Lytechinus pictus (painted urchin) is the source of this 2481-nucleotide messenger RNA. RefSeq lists its product as uncharacterized. The coding region runs from base 79 to 2481 and encodes 800 amino acids. The transcript has 5 exons. Lineage: Eukaryota; Metazoa; Echinodermata; Echinoidea; Temnopleuroida; Toxopneustidae. The record is from RefSeq and is a predicted model, not a curated record.
UACAAGCUGAACUACAUAGAGGUGGAAAUAGGACCACCAAAGGCGCGGUAUCUUGAGAAUGGAGAACCUUUACCCUUGAUGAAAGUAGCACCUGACGGUGGAAAAGUCAAAUAUAGCACCAUCGUCUUUCCAGACAAAGAGAAGGAGAAAGAGAAAAGUUCAGACAAGAAAUCAAGAGAGGACACGUCGUCGUCAUCGUCCACCGGUUCUUCCACAUCUUCAUCAGAUCGAAGAUCCAGUAACUCAGGUCGGGGUCUCAUCAAAGGGUCUACCUUGGCGCAGAAGACAGCAGCCAUCACAAAGACAUUGUCAGGCCUAACCAGCAAGCUCACCUUAUCCUCCUCACAUUCAUCGUCGUCCCAUGAUAAAUCGCCCCCGCAGACGUCGACGGCGACUGCAGCGGCGGUUGCGGCGAUAUCAGCGCUCUCGGCACCACCGAACAGACCACCGCCCAUGCCGGACUUGUCGGAUGUGAGCAAGAUUCGACCCCAGCCGUUGGGGGAGGAGAGUGAACCCAAGGAAGUGGUGACCGGGAUCAAGAGCAGCGGAUCGAUAACAGGGAACGGUGGACGAUCACAUGCGAAACUUGAGAGGAAGGAAAGCUAUAAAAAUGUCAAGCAGGAGAGAAAGCAAACCCACCAACAGCAGAACACGAAGACACCACCCGCCUCGCCACCCCGGAGACGCGCCCUGUCCACGCCGACUCGCUCUCGAAAGUUUCCUUCCGAAGCCGAGCUGGCAGACGCCAUCAAGGCUCACCAGGAGAGGCGGGAAUCGCCACCAUCCAAGACACGGACACUUCCGGCUAGGGAUAAGCUAUGGAUGGAAGACGACUUCGAGGCCGAGGAAGGGUUCUGGGACUACGAGGACGCGAUGUCGGAAGGCUACUGGGUGUCGAACGAAGCGCACCAUGACGAGUCGUCUUCAGAGGACCUGCAAGGGUUGACGAGGUCAGCACCGGCUACCGAGCUAGGUCAAGCCAUGCAAGCGAUGCGUUUGAAAGUCAGGAGGAAAUCUUCCACGGGCGAUGCCUAUGACAAUGUCUUCGAGCCGGAGUGUUCUCCGACUGGGACGAAACAGCAUUUCGUGUUUGGAGGCGGCGACAGCGGCUCGGGUUCUGGGACAGAAUCCCCUCGAUGCGAGACAUCGUCACCGUCAAAAUCCACCUCGCCGGUCAGCAGACGGCUGCACAGAAGCGAGCUAGAACAAGCAUUCGCAAGGAGAAAACUCACGGGGCGAUUCCACAACGAAUCGUUCGACUUUGACAAUCAUUCCUCAGGCAGUAACUCACCAACGUGUUUUGAUGACCAAUGUUCAUCGGGUUACAGGCCUGUUCCCGCUGUCCCAAUGAAUAGAAGUCGCGAUUAUUGCGGGUCACCGGACUCACCCUCGUACAUGGACCACGAAUACAGGGGUUCAAUCUCGACCAGGAAACCCGUACCCCUCCCGAGAAAUCAACGAUGCAGAGAAUCCACAUCAGAGCAUAUAUCUUCCUUCGACAGUGGGUGUCCAACAAGACCAGUGCCGUCACCACCGCAUCACUUUAACCUUUCAUUUGACUUUUUGUCAGGAGCCAGAGAUUCGUCGGGUGACGAAACGUACAUGAAUGUUGCAUUCAAACCCAAAACAGACAAUCACCGCUAUGAGAACGUCGUCUUAGAUGAUAGGCUGUCACAGUUUCAUUCGGAACGUCCCCUCAGCAGCAGUGACUCACCACGAAUCAGCACAGAGCUGAGACCUGUCCCUGCUCCACGAUUCUACAGCUCACCUUCUUCCUCCAGUCAUUCGCUGUCAUCACUCGACAGCAACAAUCAGCUGGCAUCUCCCUGUACCAAACAGAGCUCUCAAGCGACCUGCAACCCAUCAUCAUCACUCUCGGCAUCAUCCCAAUCACCAACAGGGAGAGGCAGCCCCAACCAUCAUCACCGUGGACCCCAACUGUCUCCCAAACACGGUUCACAUGGCAACGGAUCGUCUUCCGCAGCCUCCGCGUCGCACUGCUGCCAAGGAGGCGCCGUGGAGAAGCCCCCGCGGACCAACGUCGGAGGAUGUUCGCAAGACAGAAGCAGCAAUGGAUCCCACGUCGCGCUCAGCCGGAACGCAUCCUCCCACCCGGGUCACUAUAACAGAGACAGCUCCUCGUCGACAACGAAGCUGGACAACCGAAAAGAGGUCCGUGCGAUGUCCAAUGGGCAUGCCUCGAAGGAGUUGAGGAAUUCGUCCAUCUCACAGGACAGGAGCAGCGGUUCUCCACAGCAGGUCAAGGAAUCUAGGAGCAGUCACCAUAGUCCGUUGGUGCAAAGUAACAGUAUCGGAAUGGAAGGGUGCAGUAUGAGCGGUGCCCAAGGAGGAACCGGUGGAUCCAAUGCCAGUGGUACUGGUAGCUACUCCAAAGCGACAGGUCGUGCUCUCAGAAGUUCUCCUAGCAAGGACCAACCAUUACCUACACACGGUAAGCCACUAAAUGUUAAAGGUGUCUAA